CGUAGCGCCACCAAGUUUAAAAUGCACCCUGAUUUGUCUCCUCAUCUUCAUACUGAAGAAUGUAAUAACUUAAUUCGAAAGUUAAAAAAAUGUCAUGAAGAGAACAAAUGGAAAAAGUUUGUUGGAUUUUGUAAUGAAUUAGACAGUGAUGUGUUACGGUGUCUGAGGAAAGAGAGAGAAAAUCGAAGACGAGAAAAUUACGAAAAAUCGCAGGCAAAGAAAGUGAAGAUAAAACUCCAACAAAAUGAAUCGGUAGCAAACUGAUUUGUAGUCAUUUUAUUGCAAGAGUAGAAUUCAUCAUACAACAUAUUGUUUUGUAUCUGUUUACUUAAUGUCUGUACUUGCAUAAAUUGGAAUGAAAAAAAAAAUAUCUACACAAA
Molecule: messenger RNA, 380 nt
Organism: Limulus polyphemus (Atlantic horseshoe crab)
Lineage: Eukaryota; Metazoa; Arthropoda; Merostomata; Xiphosura; Limulidae
Product: COX assembly mitochondrial protein 2 homolog
Exons: 3
Coding region: 22-264 (80 amino acids)
Cellular component (GO): mitochondrion
Source: RefSeq, a predicted model, not a curated record